CGAUCGUGAUCAUAUUUAUCAGAUAAGCUCUCAAUCUUUCAUAGCAAUGAACAGUAUUUGUGUAAUAUCGUUGUAUGAAUUAGUUCACGAGAAUGAAAAAGACUUAUUUGAUUAUACUUUUAACAAUUUGUAUCUGCAACGUGUUUUUAGUGACAAGCUCUGAUGAACAAUGCUUCCAUUUUACAUGGUUAAGGAGCGAGAGAAAUUGCACAAUGUACAAUAAAGAUUAUCCUAAUAUUCCUUGUAUAGAACCUAUACAUAUAUUAAAUGAUACAAUACUAGAUACAACUGACCUGUGGAACAAAAUAAAAAAUCAGUCUAUCGAAUUUGCAGAAGACUAUCUUACCCCAAUGAAAUCUUGUGUUUGCAUAAAGUAUACAUAUGUAUAUAAUAGAGAAGUUAUAAAUGCUAGUUAUUUUUGUGGAAGAGUUAUAGAAGAUCAGGCAAUAACAAUUACAUCAGGCUGUUAUGUUACAUAUACUGAAGGAUAUGCUAUUGAAGCAUGUGCUUGUAAAUCCGAAGCCGGCCGCAUACCUUGUAACUCGACAAUAAGAAAUACAUAUUCAAUAUUAAUUACUUUUAUAGCUAUUUUACUAAUAUAAAAUUUAUUUAUAUAUAAAAUUUUUAAUAUUCCCUGUCACUUUCGGAUUGUUUUAUGUCUGAUAUGGAUAAAAUUGUACAAAUUAUAUAUAUAUAACAUUUAUUACAAUUUAUAUUCAAUUAUCAGUUAA
Molecule: messenger RNA, 731 nt
Organism: Cataglyphis hispanica
Lineage: Eukaryota; Metazoa; Arthropoda; Insecta; Hymenoptera; Formicidae
Source: RefSeq, a predicted model, not a curated record